AGAUGGCGCUUCCUACGAAAUGUGUUUUCAUGAAGAAGCCUCUUGAAACGCUGAUGCUUGCACAGUCAAAAAGAAGUCUUUUCGUCGACUACACAUUAAAAUGUCCUGUCAUGACACAUGUGUUGACGAAAAAUGACAAAAAAUCGACAUUAGGAACAUGUCCUUUCAGCUCAGGAAGUGUAAUGCAGAUGUUAUCAAAAGUUGUCAACAAAGCUAUUCAUACGGCUGCCAAACAAAGUGCGGAGCAUUCAGCUGAAAAAGCUAAUCAAACUGAAAAAAAAAGAAGCGAUGACAACGAGAAAAAGCCGUUUAAUUAUGAUUCUUUUUUCGAAAACAUGAUUCAGAAGAAGAAAGAUGAUCACAGCUACAGAGUGUUUCGUAAAGUUAAUCGCAAGGCGCAAAGCUUCCCCAUGGCUGAAGACUUUUCCUUCUCGAACAUUCCACGGGACAUCACGGUGUGGUGCAGCAAUGAUUACCUUGGAAUGAGCCGGCAUCCGUCUGUGGUCGAGGCUGCAAAAUCGAUCAUCGAGGAAAACGGUGUAGGUGCUGGUGGCACACGCAACAUAUCAGGCACUAGUUAUUACCAUGGCUUGCUCGAAGAGACGCUUGCGCAGUGGCAUGAAAAGGAGGCUGGUCUUCUUUUCACAUCCUGUUUUGUUGCCAACGAUACGGCAUUGUAUACGUUAGGCUCGAAACUACCUGGCUGUAUUAUUUUUUCUGAUGCUGGAAACCAUGCUUCUAUGAUACAUGGUGUGCGAACGAGCGGAGCGAACAAAGUCGUAUUUCGUCAUAACGACCCGCAACAUCUUGAAGAGGUGUUAAUGAAAGCUGAUCCUAACGUACCCAAAAUUGUUGCAUUUGAAACAGUGCAUUCAAUGUCUGGGGCAGUGUGUCCACUGGAAGUUUUAUGUGACAUAGCUCAUAAGUAUGGUGCACUUACCUUCAUAGACGAGGUGCAUGCUGUUGGUUUGUAUGGUCGCCAUGGUGCUGGCAUUGGCGAACGUGACAACUGCUUGCAUAAAAUGGACAUCAUUAGUGGUACUCUGGGAAAGGCUGUCGGCUGUGUUGGUGGAUAUUUGGUGGGAAGCGCGUCACUUAUUGACACUCUGCGAAGUUACGGCUCUGGCUUUAUCUUCACUACCGCUCUUCCGCCAGACAAGGCAUACGCGGCUGUGACUUCAAUCAACAUUCUCCGUGGUGAAGAAGGCCAAGCACUGCGAAAACAACAUCAGGCGAAUGUCAAGCAGUUAAGAACAAAGCUUGUUCAACGUGGCUUUCCGGUUGAGUACGCUCCAAGUCAUAUUGUACCAAUCCUGACGGCGGGCAACGCGGAGAAGUGUACCAGUGUGUCUCAUCAUUUGCAAAACGAACAUGGAAUUUACAUUCAAUCGAUCAACUACCCCACUGUAGCUGUCGGAGAUGAAAAACUUCGUGUUGCGCCUACACCGUUCCACACAGAAGAAAUGAUGGAUCGUUUGGUCGAAGGACUAGACGAGGCGUGGAAAAAAUUUCGGUUACCGUACGUACAGCCGGUCUGUACAUCGAAAUGUAAAUGUCAGUUUGCAUGCGAAGCGUUUAAACAACAACACGCUGUACAAGUUUAAUGCCAGGUUGAAUUUCAUUUUAGUCGUGCUGGUUUAUUUUUAUAUCGCAGCUAUUUUUGUACUUUCGCACGUAUGACCACUGAUAAUCUUAAUCCUAUGCCUC
This is a messenger RNA of Hydractinia symbiolongicarpus, 1707 nucleotides long. RefSeq names its product 5-aminolevulinate synthase, erythroid-specific, mitochondrial-like. The record is from RefSeq and is a predicted model, not a curated record. The transcript is spliced from 8 exons. The coding region runs from base 3 to 1604 and encodes 533 amino acids. Gene Ontology annotation, molecular function: pyridoxal phosphate binding; 5-aminolevulinate synthase activity. NCBI's taxonomy places the organism in Eukaryota, Metazoa, Cnidaria, Hydrozoa, Anthoathecata, Hydractiniidae. Gene Ontology annotation, biological process: heme biosynthetic process. Gene Ontology annotation, cellular component: mitochondrion.